GACGCUAGCUUCACUUGUCUUCCUAGCGUUCUCCCUGACAGGUUUGACAGAAAAAUAAUGAAGUCGGCGGCCGCCCCUUUCCUUCUCCUCCUGGGCGUCUUCGGCCUGGUCACCGCCCAGACAGUAGACCCCGAUCUCCUUGAACUGUUGAGGGGAAACCCAGAUUUGCUGUCUCUCCUCCUGCAGAGCGAUGAACAUCGCUCCCCUCUCGACAAGCCCAACGUCGUCCUCCUCGUCGCCGACGACAUGGGAUCUGGCGACCUAACAUCGUACGGUCACCCGUCGCAGGAACCUGGCUUCAUCGACCAGAUGGCCGCCGAGGGUCUACGAUUUACCAAUGGAUACGUGGGCGAUGCCGUCUGUACUCCCAGCAGAUCAGCUAUCAUGACAGGUCGUCUACCUGUUCGUAUUGGUACCUACGGAGAGACCCGCGUGUUCCUGCCCUGGACCAAGACCGGUCUACCAAAGAGCGAACUCACCAUUGCUGAGGCCAUGAAGCAGGCCGGUUACGCAACAGGCAUGGUCGGAAAGUGGCAUCUUGGUAUCAAUGAGAACUCUACUACCGACGGCGCCCAUCUUCCAUUCAACCAUGGAUUCGACUUUGUUGGUCAUAACCUCCCCUUCACUAAUAGCUGGAGUUGUGACGAUACGGGGCUUCACAAGGACUUCCCAGAUACCGAAAAAUGCUACCUCUACGUCAACGCCACCCUAGUCUCCCAACCGUAUCAACACAAGGGACUCACUCAGCUCUUCACCGACGACGCCCUUGGUUUCAUUGAAGACAACCACGCCGACCCUUUCUUCCUCUACGUCGCUUUCGCACACAUGCACACGAGUCUCUUCAGCAGCGAUGAUUACUCCUGUACUUCACGUCGGGGUCGAUACGGAGACAACCUCUUGGAGAUGCAUGAUGCUGUUAAAGACAUCGUUGACAAAUUGGAGGAAAACAACAUCUCGGAAAACACCAUCAUCUUCUUCAUCUCUGACCACGGACCACAUCGUGAAUACUGCGAAGAAGGAGGAUACGCCAGUAUGUUCCGAGGUGGCAAGUCUCAUUCCUGGGAAGGCGGACAUCGAAUCCCUUACAUCGUGUACUGGCCUGGAACUAUCAGCCCUGGAAUCUCCAAUGAGAUCGUCACAUCCAUGGACAUCAUCGCUACUGCAGCUGACCUCGGAGGCACCACUCUUCCCACAGACCGUAUCUACGACGGAAAGAGCAUCAAGGACGUUCUUCUCGAUGGUUCUGCCUCGCCUCAUUCCUCUUUCUUUUACUACUGCAAGGACACCAUAAUGGCUGUGCGCGUCGGCAAGUACAAGGCCCAUUUCAGGACCCAACGCGUCCUCAGUCAGCACGAGUACGGUCAAGAAUGCGCUGGAGGUUUCCCGCUUGAAGACUACUUCGAUUGCAACGAGUGUGAGGGAGAUUGCGUGACCGAGCACGACCCACCUCUUCUCUUCGAUCUCGAUAAGGACCCCGGUGAAGCGUAUCCUCUGGAAACCUGCGGACAUGAAGGCGUGUUCCUGACCAUCAAGAGCACGGUGGAGGAACACAAGGCUGUCUUGGUCAAGGGGACACCUCUCCUGGACACCUUUGACCACUCCAUCGUACCAUGCUGCAACCCAGCCACUGACUGCGUCUGCAACUACGUUCAUGAGCCAGGAGUGCCAGAAUGUUACCAGGACCUAGUCGAUACUGCUGCACGGCACUACAGUCCAUAGAUUUUGUGAUGUUUGAGUCUUUGCGUUGUUGUGUUACAGAGAUUUUCUCAAUCAACAAUGUUUGAUGAUUCUGUUUGAGUAUUUUGAAUUUAUUGUAUCCUUCUAUUGGUUAUACGUUUUACACGGGCAUUUUCCCUCUCUUUCAUUCGUUGCUAUAUUCAUACACUAUUUUAAAAUUUCUUUUGAACUUUUGAACUCAUAUUUUAGUUUUUUGUUGAAAAUUUGAACUUUUGAACCUCCUCAGUUUUUUAAACUUUUGAAGCUCUAACUUUUCGAUCUGUGUUAUUGGUGGCUAGUCACAUUUGACCUAUCAUUGUCAUUAUUGUUCAUUGAUAGUGUGAUUGCAUUGGUUUUUAUGCUAUUAAUCUUAAUCUUCUAUUGUUUGAAUUACAUAUACUAAUAUACCAUUGUUAUUUGUAUGUUUUCAAAUGUUUUUUUAAAAUAUAAAUAGAUGAAACAAUAUAAUAGCUAGGCUGGUCAGAGUACAUGUAUGGUAUAGCAAAUGUUAUUAUGUAAUACCCCCUAUGCGGUUUAGUCUGCAUGAGCUCGGAUAAUUUUCUCCAAAUCGGGAUAUUACAAUGUUCUGCUUACUGCUAAGAUGAGUGAGUAGUUCAUAUUUCGUGAUUAAUUCUCAUUUGUUUAUUCCAGUACUGGCAUAAGCCAGGUAUAACGACGGGGACUGUAUUACACAAUUGCCUUGAUUUUUCUUUCAUUUCCUUGUGCAUAUAAUCCUUAUGCGUAUUGCAUGGUGUGUCCGUGGACUUAUUUUAGUCCAUGGUGUGGCAGUAUUAACGUCUAUUAAUCAACCAGACCUAUUCGUUCGGUAUUGCCAGAGCUCUUUUGUCAUGUGAAAGAUAAUAAAUAAACUUGAUUCAAAUUAAACUGCACCCGCUAUAAUAACCCAUGGAAAUAAAUUUGCACCCAACUAUCAUAAAAAUA
Molecule: messenger RNA, 2658 nt
Organism: Strongylocentrotus purpuratus (purple sea urchin)
Lineage: Eukaryota; Metazoa; Echinodermata; Echinoidea; Camarodonta; Strongylocentrotidae
Product: arylsulfatase
Exons: 6
Coding region: 58-1719 (553 amino acids)
Molecular function (GO): arylsulfatase activity
Source: RefSeq, a predicted model, not a curated record